Saccostrea cuccullata (small rock oyster) is the source of this 723-nucleotide messenger RNA. RefSeq names its product B1 bradykinin receptor-like. Gene Ontology annotation, cellular component: plasma membrane. NCBI's taxonomy places the organism in Eukaryota, Metazoa, Mollusca, Bivalvia, Ostreida, Ostreidae. The transcript has 2 exons. Bases 1 to 723 code for a protein of 240 amino acids. The record is from RefSeq and is a predicted model, not a curated record. Gene Ontology annotation, biological process: G protein-coupled receptor signaling pathway. Gene Ontology annotation, molecular function: G protein-coupled receptor activity.
AUGAACUUCAGUAUUGAAGAGUACUAUUCCAUUCUAAUUGAAAUUUUGAAAUCCGCUGAUGAAGAAGAUAUACCAAGCCAAGCACUAAUUGAUGCUUGGAGGAUAACAGAGAUCUACGUUCAACCGGUUAUCUGUGUGAUAGGGUUUCUCGGUAACCUUACUGCGGCACGUGUCUUCACCUCAAAGAACCUUCGUCUGAAUUCCUCCAAUCUGUACCUGGCUUCUUUAUCCUGUUUCACCAGUGUCUACAUGCUGCUAGUUCUGUUGUCAUGGUUAGCUGUGGUAAAUGUUCCAGUCAUAAAUCAAAAUGGAAUUUGUCAACUGGUCGUAUUUCUGACUUAUGUCUGCAGUUUUAUGACGGUUUGGUUGAUUGCUGUAAUCACCUUUGAACAUUAUGUCAUUGUCCACCAUAUCAGAGCAGCCAGGUUCGUAUGUAAACGUCGAAAGGCUAAAAUUCUUGUUUCUUGCCUUAUCGCCACUUCUCUUCUUCUAUACUCUACGACACUAUGGUCCACACGAGUGGAACAAAGGUCCAACAUGCUGGUCUGUACACCAGGAAGUGACCAGCGAGCCCUGCUGACACGAUUGGUGUUCUUCAUUGACAUGAUAUCAUUCAAAUAUCAGGAUAUCAAGACGAGAGAGAUCCCUCCUCCGAAUAGCUCGUGUUCUCUUGUUGAUCAGUCUGUCCCAUGUCGUGUUCAGCAGUCCAUGUUUUAUAUUUAG